AUGGCUGCUAAACUGAGAUAUGUCCGUAUGGAUAUGGAUGAUCUCGCCUGGGAAAGAAAUGACACCGAACUCGAAGAAUGGGAGCGAUCCUUGAACAAAGCAACUAUUUAUCGCGAUAUCGCCAACUUUAUCAACAAAUAUCGCCCAGGAAAAGCUGUCGAGCUGCAUCGGCCGAUCAGAGGCGGCUAUAAUGUCUUCUAUCGAUUAGAGUACCAAGAUGGAUCCUCUGUUGCUAUUAGAAUUCCCAGUCCAGCCGUUAAAUGUCCGGAUGAAAAAGUGCGGUACGAGGUAGCAACAAUGAGAUAUGUCGCCGCCAACACCACCAUCCCAAUACCCAAGAUAUACCAUUGGGGAACGGCAGAGGAAAAUCCUCUAGGGCUUGGGCCAUUUAUGAUCAUAGAUUAUAUCGAGCAUGAGACAACCUUGUCCCACGUCCUCAAUGAUACUUCACUAGACCCGACAGAUUCCCACUCACUUGACCCCAAUAUCAGCGACGAGAAGCUCGAGUUCUUAUAUCGACAGAUGGCGAGCAUUGUCCUUCAGCUCUCUACGCUAUCAUUUCCCAAAAUUGGUUCCUUGGUUGAAAGUGACGAAGGCCAUAUCUCUGUAGCUGGAAGGCCACUCAUGCAGAAUAUGAACUCCAUUCUCGAUCUCACGGCCUCUCCUGCCAAUCUUCUGCCCAGCCCAACACACGUGUAUAAUACAUCUCAAGACUGGUAUCAUGCAAUGGCGAACAUGCAUUUCAUUCAACUGACAUUCCAACAAAACAAUAGUGUUGAGGAUGAGGAUGAUGCUCACGAUAAGUACGUUGCUCGCCAGCUAUUCCGACAACUCGCAUCAGAAAGGUAUCUCGACUGUAAGUCAAGCCAAGACCAAGACACCGUCUUCAGGCUCUUCUCCGAGGACCUACGACCAUCCAACGUCUUAAUUGACAAGGAUCUUAAAGUUGUUGGUGUUAUCGACUGGGAGUUUGCCUAUGCAGCUCCGGCAGAGUUUUCUUCUGAUCCUCCCUGA
Molecule: messenger RNA, 1014 nt
Organism: Fusarium poae
Lineage: Eukaryota; Fungi; Ascomycota; Sordariomycetes; Hypocreales; Nectriaceae
Exons: 2
Coding region: 1-1014 (337 amino acids)
Source: RefSeq, a predicted model, not a curated record